CGCUAUUUUUGCUCAAUGUACAGGACCACAACGAAGUUUUCUUCAAGAUUAAGCGCUCCACUCAACUCAAGAAGCUGAUGGACGCAUACUGCGAACGUCAAGGAAAGGCCACCUCCUCCGUGCGCUUCCUUUAUGAUGGUAUUCGAAUCCAGCCAACAAACUUGAUAUGGAAGAUGGCGAUUCCAUCGAUGUUAUGGUGGAACAAAUUGGAGGCUGUUAAACGAUAUCCAUCUUACCUUGUUCAAGUAUUUCAAGAGCAGUUGGAUUAAAACAUGUAUGCGAUAUGAAUUAUGGCCAUACUUGGUUUCGACUCUUUCAUUUUUGUUUCUUCAGCCCACUCAAAUUGUAUUAGCGAAAUUAUUCAGGUGGUUGCACUGUUUCGACUUGCUUUCCAAUACUACCAGUGCUUUUCAGUUUUUCCAUUGCCAUUUUCAUAUUUCUCUUAUUAUCAUGAAAUACGUGAAUAUAAAAUUGUACACGGAUACUCUUUAUGGCGGUAACGAUUUCACUUCACUGCUACAGCGCUUGUCAUUGUGAUUACGAAAAUGCAUGAUAUAUUGUUUCUUUGGAGAGUUGAAUAAGAGGUAUAUGUACAGAUUACGCGAUUAUGUGGACUACUUG
Molecule: messenger RNA, 621 nt
Organism: Umbelopsis ramanniana AG
Lineage: Eukaryota; Fungi; Mucoromycota; Umbelopsidomycetes; Umbelopsidales; Umbelopsidaceae
Exons: 2
Coding region: 277-537 (86 amino acids)
Source: RefSeq, a predicted model, not a curated record